AACCAUACAAGAUGUCAGCGCCCAUACCUCAACUAUUUCGCUUGUUGUGAAAUACCUUGAGAAGGCAUAUUAUGCCAAAAGGGAAGCAAUCUGAUCACGUUGGAUCAUUUUGUGCUAAACAGGAGAUCUAAAUAUCUGAACAAUGCCCAGAAAAGUAGCUUUCAGUGUUAAACAGAAGAAAAAACAAUUGCAGGAACGACGACAGAGAAAACAAGCGAGAUCAAAUGCAGACAAUGACACCGACUCAGACAGUGGUGAUGUGCAGGGGGAACGUGCAGUUGAAGGAUCAGCUGGAUCAGCCAUUACAGUGAACAAGAUCAACCAGCAGCCUUCAGAUGUACCAGAUAGAAGACUCGACCCCAACAGAUUCCGCUUACAUUUCUUCAAAAUGAGUGACAAGGAACUUGAGAAGAAGAGAGAGGAAUGUCUGAGGUUUUUAACGUCACUACCAGAGAAUGCCCUAGAGACAGACAUAGAUGACAUCUACAAGCCAGGAACUGUCCUGGACCUGCCAAAGAGACCGGCCUGGACCAGCGCUACAUCUAAACAGGUUCUGGAACAGAGAGAAGAUGAAUAUUUCCAGCGUUACCUUGACAACAUAUUUGCUGUGUAUGGCCCCAGGGAGCUGAGCUACUUCGAGAUGAACCUUGAGACCUGGCGGCAGCUGUGGCGCGUCACAGAGAUGUCGGACAUCAUGCUGCUUGUCACGGACAUCAGGCACCCAGCCCUGCACUUCUCACCAGCUCUCUACGAUCAUGUGACACGGGACCUCAACAAGCCCAUGAUCCUGGUCCUCAACAAGGUGGACCUUGCUCCACUCGGCCUGGUCGUGGCCUGGAAGGACUACUUUCACAAACACUUCCCCAAGUUACGCAUCGUCUUCUUCACAUCCUACGCCGAGGCAUCAAGCCACCAAGGAAGCUUGCAGCAUAGUAAAUGUUUGAACAAGGGCCACAAAACAGGAAGACGAAUUAAAUCAGUUGGUUCCAGAGAACUUCUAGAGGCUUGCGAGAAUCUUGUUGAAGGGAAAGCAGUUGACUUAAGCAGUUGGAGGUCAAAGGUUGAAUGUCAGGAGGUUGGCAAGGAUGAAGAUGCAGAUGUUGACACAAGUGAGGCGCCAACAUCAGCUGCAGAAACAUUGACAGAUGACAGCGGCCAUGUGAGAUACAGAGAUGGGGUGUUGACGAUAGGCUGUGUUGGAUAUCCCAAUGUUGGCAAGUCAUCUCUCAUUAAUGGCUUAGUUGGUAAAAAGGUUGUGAGUGUGUCGAAGACGCCAGGUCACACGAAGCAUUUCCAGACUAUUUUCCUCACACCAACUGUCAAACUGUGUGACUGCCCAGGACUUGUCUUCCCGUCUCUCAUAGAGAAACCAUUGCAGGUUCUGUCUGGUAUAUUCCCUGUGGCUCAUGUUAGAGACCCGUACUCCUGUAUCGCAUACCUGGCUUCUAGGAUCAACCUAACUCUCAUCCUCAAGCUCACUCAUCCUAAAGCAGAUCGGCUGAACGGCAAAGAUCUAAAAUGGACAGCAUAUGACAUAUGCAAUGAGUGGGCUGUGAAGUGUGGCUACAACACUGCCCGCGGGGCACGUCCCGACAUCUACAGAGCGGCCAAUCACAUUCUCAGGAUGACGGUGGAGGGGCGACUCCGACUUAACUUCACCCCGCCAGGAUACACAGAGAGUAAAGAGGCUUGGCGGGAUCACCCAGAAGUGAUAGUGUUACUGAGAAAGGGUCAGUCCGUCAUACGAGGAUAUCGGAGAGAAGUGGACACCUUGUUAUCUAGUGACACUGAUGAAGAGGAAGUGAUGUCAUCAGCUGCAUCAGCCAAUCAGAGGCCAGAAGAGGCGGAGACUUUAGAUGUUAGUAACCCCUUCUCUACGCUGUCUGGAGACUGAGGUUGUGAGGAAACUUAGGGAAAGUCGGCAGUUUUUAUCUGUGUACUCCGAUUUAAACAAUCUGUGAUAAAACUAGUGUGGUUGUUGGUUUAAGGCAGCAUUUCAGCAACACAGGAUCAGCAUUGGUUAUCUGCUGGUGGUCCACUCUAUUCAUUUAAAAAAAUAGUUUACUAUUUAAAUAGCUGGUAUGUAAGUGCCUGGGUUUGUUUGCAUCAACCAGUGAACAUUUAUCAUCCCCGUCAUGAAGACGAUAUAGUGAUGGGUGUUCUCCAUCCAUUCCUCCUCCCACCUCUCCAUCCUCGUCUUUUCAACACUGGUGGAAGAAAUAAAGAGAUGAAUCUA
Haliotis rufescens (red abalone) is the source of this 2236-nucleotide messenger RNA. RefSeq names its product guanine nucleotide-binding protein-like 1. NCBI's taxonomy places the organism in Eukaryota, Metazoa, Mollusca, Gastropoda, Lepetellida, Haliotidae. The coding region runs from base 143 to 1894 and encodes 583 amino acids. The transcript has 13 exons. Gene Ontology annotation, molecular function: GTP binding; GTPase activity. The record is from RefSeq and is a predicted model, not a curated record.